AUGGAUCCCGCACUACACGACCACUUGCGCGCGAGCAUUCAAAGAACCUAUGAUUAUGAGGAUCCUUCUCCGCCACAAACACCAAUAUACUCAUCAAGGCAUGGAUAUCUACUCCCCUUCUAUCCCCUCGAAAUCACCUACCAAGGCACCUCAGUAACCAGUAUACGUCCCACAAUCCCGGACACCACAUCAACUCCGCCCACCAGAACAGUCGUCCAAACCAGAAUCACAUCUUCUUCUUCAUCACUCAACCACCAGAUCUCCCGCAGCACAGAAUCACAGUUUGCAGUUCCCGCCCAUAUAUUCGCAGAAUCGUGUCCCAUGUGUGAUGAAAUGGCACUCGAGACCACCGAGGGAAGAGUUCCUUUGCGCUACCCUCAAGGCUGGAAGCUAAUUUACGUGGGUGGAGCGGCAGAAGUGCGAGCCAGAUCAGCAAACCGCCACGCCCACCGCAACCUCGACAAACCGGAAGAAGAACAAAAAGCCACAGAACGAAAGAAAAUCGCCACACCAAUACCAGAAACCAAAACACCUUCAUCAAACCCUUCAUCAAAAGAACCCAAAAAGAAGAAGAAAAAAAGAAAAAGAACCCUGCCCAAUCUGCACAGAUCCAACACCAACCCUCCACCUCCUCGACUGCACCCACACCUUCUGUCCUCCCUGCCUAACACACUGGCAACAAACCUACACAGAUGCCAUUCUCGAAACCUGGCUCCACAACACACCAAUCCUACUUCUACACUACCCAGUCCUGAAAGCCGUGUUACAGUCAAGGUUUACUUGUCCAAUGUGUAG
Aureobasidium uvarum is the source of this 795-nucleotide messenger RNA. Lineage: Eukaryota; Fungi; Ascomycota; Dothideomycetes; Dothideales; Saccotheciaceae. The record is from the annotation of a GenBank genome assembly.